This is a messenger RNA of Fusarium redolens, 2559 nucleotides long. Its product is annotated as Las1-like-domain-containing protein. NCBI's taxonomy places the organism in Eukaryota, Fungi, Ascomycota, Sordariomycetes, Hypocreales, Nectriaceae. The transcript has 13 exons. The record is from RefSeq and is a predicted model, not a curated record. Gene Ontology annotation, biological process: rRNA processing. Gene Ontology annotation, cellular component: Las1 complex. The annotation marks the transcript as partial. Gene Ontology annotation, molecular function: endonuclease activity; hydroxyacylglutathione hydrolase activity.
GAAAUGGUACAAUACGUCUUUACACCAUGGCGCGACCGUUACGAACUCUUGCUCGUACGCGAGCAGAUGUACACAGGCAUCGACACCAACGCACAGGAGCCAAGAGGGCAUUCCAGCCAUUCUGAAGGCAGCGUAAACAUACAAAUUCAACAGGAAUUGGACGAUAAAGAAACACAGAAGAGGCAGCACCAAGCGGUUGCGCGUGUGUCGAUGUGGAUGCAGCGAGGAAAUUGUCCUCACAUGGUUGAGUCAACAGCACUGUUGAUGGCCGCCAUGCUGAGUGAUAGAGAGGCAGCCGCUGGAGAAAAUGCAGCCUCAUCAGCGUAUGCAAUCCGAGCAGCAUACUCAGCAGCCUUUAGCAGAUUCGUUACUGGCCUUCUUGAUGGCCACCAGGACAAGCAGCGCAAGCAGAGCAUGUAUUCUAUUGCAAAGACUAUUGGUUUACCCGCUACAUUUGUUGAGCUUCGCCAUCAGUCAACGCACGAACAGUUACCCUCCUUGGCAAAGCUGCGCACAGCAGCUAAGAAGGCCUUACUGUGGAUUUGGGAUUAUUACUGGAAGCAGCUGGGCGAGGAUAAUAGCGAUGUGUGUCGCAAGGCAGUACUACGGUAUCUCGGUGAGGGAGACCAAUUGAAGCUGGCGGCCCUAUUCCAGGAGUUUGAACGAUGGCCUCGAGGCCGUGUUCUCAAGACGGUUCAAGAGGUCAAAGGCAGUUUGCCAGGCAAUCAAGCCUUUUUGAAGUGCGCAGAAUUGAUGCAGAGGCUACAGGAGUCCGAGGAAGAUAAGAAGUCGUCAAAAUCCGGUACCGCUGAUACGACGAUGAAAGAUACAGAGCCUGACACUGGUGAAGCUGAUGAGGAGGAUGACUUUGGCUGGUCACAGUUCAAAGGCACAUGGAAGCCUAAACCCAUUGGGAUUAGACAAAUAUGGGUGAUCUUGAAUUUGUUCCCGGACAUAUCACGUGCAGUCGCCCGCAUCGGCAAACGUCAUGAUACUGGAGCCAUGAUGCCUCGCUUGGAUGACAAAGCCUCACGUCUCAUUCGACCUUGUUCUGUUACAGCGCAUCCGCCUUCAACUUGCCUUGACAUUUACACAUUCCUACUUAUGUAUAGACUCGCUAUAAGUCGGCCAUUUCUCAGACAGAAAAUUGGAUUUCUAUCUAGUGCUCUCGUUGCUACUCGCGCCAUGCAUAUUCAGUCAAUUCCUAUGUGGGAGGGAAGCUCCAACAACUACGCUUACCUGGUAGUUGACGAUAAGUCCAAAGAUGCCGUCAUCGUUGAUCCCGCAAACCCUCCAGAGUACGUAGGUUGCGCCUAUCCUGAAGGAUGCUAUUCAGGCGGGAAAGAUCAACUUGACAGCCAUUGUCAACACCCAUCACUUGCUGAGCUGGGUAGUCCCAAGCUGGACAUCAUCGGCGGCAAAGACUGCGAGGGUGUGACUAAGACACCUGGUCACGGCGAGACCUUCAAGCUAGGCGACAUCACCUUCAAGGGUGUGCAUACACCUUGCCACACUCAGGACAGCAUCUGCUUCUUUGUGGAAGACGGAAAGGACAAAGCUGUUUUCACGGGUGAUACCCUUUUCAUUGGCGGUUGUGGAAGAUUCUUCGAGGGCAAUGCGGAGGAGAUGCAUGAGGCUUUGAACAAGCGCCUUGCGGCGUUGCCUGAUGAUACUGUGGUCUACCCGGGUCAUGAGUAUACCAAGGCCAAUGUCAAGUUUGCCGCAUCUGUUUCUCAGCGUGAUGCUGUACAGAAGCUGCACUCCUUCGCCGAGAACAACAAGGUCACCACUGGCAAGUUUACCAUCGGAGACGAAAAGGAACACAACGUCUUUAUGAGGGUUGAGGAUCCUGAGAUUCAGAAGCAGACAGGUGAGACCGAGCCUGUGGCAGUUAUGGCCAAGUUACGUGAAAUGAAGAACAACUUCAACUCAAAUGGUAAUGCACCCUCUGAAUGUAUAUCAGUGAAGACAUGGUCUAACAAACUAUCUCAGCCUCCAAAGCGCAAAGCUCCCGCGACCAGCGCAACCGCCGCGCCCAAGACGCGCCAGUCUAAACUUGCAAAGGAGCAUAACGUUACUGCGCAAGAGGAGGGCGAGAUCCGCGAGGCGUUCAGCCUCUUUGCGGAGCCAAUGGACGGUGAGAAGCAUGGAGUCUUGCCUAUUGACGACGUCAAGUCUGCGCUCAUAGCCCUCGGUGUUCCGCCCUCUUCUCACGCAGAACUUAAAGAAUUCGUAUCAAUCCUGGACCCAGAAAACGACGGUUACGCGACAUUUGAACCUUUCUUCGCAAUCUGCGCCCUCAAAUUCCAUACGAGAGAGCACGACUCGGACGCCCAUCGCGCAGAAGUCGAGGAGGCUUUUCGACUAUUCACAAACGGCCAGGACGGACCCAUUACUUUGGCGCACUUACGGCGCGUAGCUGCUGUGCUGAAAGAGGAUGUCGACGAGGAACUGCUCAAGGACAUGAUUCUCGAGGCGAACGGCGGCGUAGGUGUUGCUAGGGGAGUGGGCGUUGAGGAGUUUGAUGGAGUCAUGAAGAGCGCUGGUGUCUGGAGGUGA